Prunus dulcis (almond) is the source of this 2664-nucleotide messenger RNA. RefSeq lists its product as uncharacterized. The coding region runs from base 327 to 1919 and encodes 530 amino acids. The record is from RefSeq and is a predicted model, not a curated record. Lineage: Eukaryota; Viridiplantae; Streptophyta; Magnoliopsida; Rosales; Rosaceae. The transcript is spliced from 11 exons.
CUUCAUCAAACAGAUGCCACUGCCACCUCUCAGUCUCUCACCCUACUAAAACUCUCUCUCUCUCUCUCUCUGCAAUUACAGAGCUUCAGCAUUUCUCACUUCCCACCGUAAAUUGCAACCCUAAUUCCCAAAUCUUGUAUCAACUGAGAAGUAAUCAUGUGCUCAUCUUGUGCACCCCCGUAUUCCUCUCUCUUCCUUCCCUCUUACACUUCCUUCCUUUUGCGACGUCGUACUUUCUCCCCAACCCCAAUUCUCUUGAAGCCCAAAGCCACAAGGCCUAGACUGCACCUCUCUGCUUCACUCGCCCAGAGAAACCUCGAACUUUCAUGGUUCCCUCCGGACCAAACUGCCAGCAACGACUAUGGCGGUUGGGCUCAUGUAGAGUCUCCGCUUCAACACAAAAAUCCAGGGUUGCCUACAUUUGUGAUUGGGGGUAUUGGGGCUUCACUGGCUGCUAUAGUCGCUGCAAUUGCUUACUUCACGCUAUCCAGAAAGGGUCUGCAUUUCCACCUAUUGGACCUUUAUUGAAAGAUUUAUGCUUUUUACGUUUUCCUUUUUUUUGUUUUAAGUUUCAAAUAACGAGUCCAUUGCACACUUUUCAUGGGAGUCCUGCUGAUACCAAACCAACAAACCAAGGAGCAUUGGAUGAGGAUGCCAUGAUCUAUGAGGCAAGCCCAGAGACUGUACCUACUUCUGUUAGCCAAAAUACUACUUCAGCAUCUACGGAGAAGCUUGAACGCAUUAUAAUCCCAGCUGCUGUGGAUUCUACUCAACAGGAAGCUCUACAAGUCUUGAAGAAAUUGAAGAUCAUUGAAGAUGAUGUCAAGGCUGAUGAAUUGUGUACUAGAAGGGAGUAUGCAAGAUGGAUAGUUCGAAUAAACUCGUCAUUGGAGAGGAAUGCAAAGCACCGGCUUGUGCCAUCAGUUUCUCUUGCUGGGUCUGCAAUUACUGCAUUUGAUGACGUGAGUGUCGAAGACCCAGAUUUUGGGUCCAUUCAAGCCCUGGCUGAGGCUGGUGUCACUCCCAGCAAGUUAUCACAGAGGAGCUCCAAUUAUGAUGGUCUAAAAGACCAUGGAAACAUCAAUUUUUCCCCUGAGAGGUUUAUCUCUCGACAAGAUCUAAUUGACUGGAAAGCCCAUUUGGAGUAUGACUUUUUGCCAGGAGUAAUAGAGAAGAUAUCAACAACAUCAACAAUAGGUUUUAUGGAUGUGAAAGAGAUCAGUUCAGAAGCACCAGCAGGACUAUAUACUGACAUGUUGGCAGAGGAAAAUAGCAUACUCAGAAAAGUUUUUGGACAGUGCAGGCGGUUUCAACCAAACAAACCUUCAACAAAAGCACAAGCAGCAGUGGCACUGGCAAGUGGCAGGAUCACAGAAGCAAUUUCUUCUGAAUUGUUGAGAAUAAAAGCUGAAAAUUCUGCAAGGAAGGCAGAGAUGGAAGAUAUCAGGUCCGAAUUGCUUGACAGAGAGGACAUACAGAGGUUUUGGAAUGAUAAACUGAAUGAAGAGAAAACCCGUGGUCUUGAGGUGGAGAAGGCUUAUCUUGCUGCCCUUAGUGAUUUGGAGCAGGAGAAGAUUUUACAAGAAAAGAAUUUUGCCGAGAUUUUGAAGGAGAAGGCAGCUAUGGAAUGUCAGAGGCAGUUACUUCUCAGUCUCAAGGAAGAGGUCAAUGAGAUAUCAGAAAAGCUUGCAUCCGAGAGGUCUACUUAUGUAGCCGAGAAGUGUGAUUUGCAGGAUAUGCUCAGUGAUUUGGAGACCAAGCAGGAAAGUAUGCUUGAUGCGAAAUCUAUACUCGAAGCUGAGAUAGAAGCUAUUCGGAUUCUUAGAUCUUGGGUAGAGGAUGAAGCCAGAAAAAGCCAAGCCCGUGCCAAGGUACUCGAGGAGGUUGGACGAAGGUGGAAAUGGGAUAGCCAGGCGUGACCAUCCUUGGCCCCCAUUGACUAGUUAUGUAAAAUCAUGAGUGGAGGGAUACACAAGGAAUUUCUGAUUCUUUUGCUGUUUACCAGGAUUUCCUUGUACAACUUUCGAAGGCGGAAUGCGACUGGGAUGAGGAAUUUUAAUAAAUUUGUGCAUAAAGUAUAGUGCUAAGCAUUGAAGAAAAAUUAUUAAGUUCUGGAAAAUAAUGCGAUAUUCAUUUUUCAUUGUCUUCCAAUCAACCCCAAGAGCAAGAAGUGGCUACAGAAGGUCAUAAUAAAUUAGCAACUGUGGGCACUUGAUAUGCGAAGCAGAAAAAGAACAAGAAAUCCCCACAGUAGCACGUAAUUUUCAUAUUGGCAUUAUGGAGUAGCCAGAAAAUAUACAAUCACAUCCAAAUGGGGUAAAAUGGUAAUUUCGCAUGUUGUAGACAAGAGCAUGAACGCAAAGCGGUCAAAAAGUUAUUCCCGCUCGCUCGUUCGCUCAGUUCUUCUUUCUUCCCAAGUCCUUCGCUUGUUUGACUUGCUCUGUUGUCUCUCACUCUCUCUGGCGAAAAUCCUAGCUUUUGGCCAUGACCAACAAGACCAAGCCCAACUGUACGUUUGCUUGCUCUAACAGUUCAAGUGAAGCCCAGAUGGUAUGCUUUUACUUUUACCCAGCUCCAAAUCUCAUGUAUUUUAUUAUGUUUAUGUCUGGUUUGGUACUCUCAAUUGGAUAAAUUAAAUCACGAAAGUGACACCAGUUUGUUUCA